AUGUUUUGCCAUAUCCUGCCCUUCUUCUUGGCUGUUCGUGAGAUCAACCAGAGCCCAAGACUCUUACCCAACAUCACGCUGGGCUACAACAUCUAUGAGAACUUCUUCAAUGCAAGAAUAACCUAUGAGGCCAUGAUGGACUUCCUGUCUACAGGCCAGGAGAAUGUGCCAAACUACAGAUGUGGAAGGCAAAAGAACCUGCUGGCAGUUCUUGAAGAGACAGAAUCUGAACUUUUUGAUCAUAUUUCAACUUUCCUGGGCAUCUACAAAAUUCCACAGUUUGUAAAGAAAGCAUUCAAGUGUUCCCUUUCAAGGCCUGUGUUGUCUAAGAAAGUUUGGGAAAGAUGCACAGAAAAUGAGAUCCAGGAAAACCUGCCCCAUGCUAUGGUUAAAAGAUACCUGUUGAAUGAUGGCUCCGGUAUUUCUGAAGUAAUCCAAGCUGUGGCCUGGAUCCUCAGUGCUGCUUCUUCCUCCCAACUUCACCAGUUCAUGAGAAACUUCCAGCUUCAAAAUCUUUCCAGGGAUGGAGUUUAUUUGGAUGAAAAUGGGGUUCCCUUUGCUGACUUUGAUAUCAUGCACUGGAGAAUGUUUCCCAACAAGUCCUCCACUGGGACUUGCUACACUGCCAAUUGUGUUGCAUCUUGUGCAACCUACAUUAUAAAACAGAAAUAUGUUACUGGAAUAGGUGUCAACUUGAGAAUACUGCAGAAACGGAUACAUGCUAACCACUGUUUUUCAGAUGCAGCGCAUUGCAGCAGGUGUCCAGAUGACCAGUAUUCAAAUAAAAAGCGAGAUCAGUGUGUCCUCAAAACUAUAAGCUUCUUGUCUUACAAAGAAAUGUUGGGACUCCUCCUGGCUUCCUUUGUCCUUGCUUUGUCCCUAACCACUGCCUUUGUUCUGGGAAUCUUCAUUAAAUACCGAGAAACUCCCAUAGUCAAAGCCAACAACCGGGACCUCACCUACAUUCUCCUGGUUUCCCUCCUCCUUUCCUUUUUGACCUCCCUUCUAUUCAUCGGUCAGCCCAACCAAGUGACCUGUUUUCUUCGACAAGCCACGUUCAGCAUUGUUUUUUCUGUUGCUGUGUCCUCCUUGCUGGCCAAGACUGUUAUGGUGGUGGUGGCUUUCUUGGCUACAAAGCCAGGGAGCAGGAUGAGGAAGUGGCUCGGGAAGAGUCUGACCAACUUUAUUGUAUUUUCCUGCUCUGGUGUUCAGGUGGGCAUCUGCUUCAUGUGGCUUGGAAUCUCUCCCCCAUUUCCAGAUUCUGACCUGCAUUCCCAACCAGGACAGAUCCUUUUGCAAUGCAAUGAAGGCUCAGUCACCAUGUUCUACAUUGCCCUUGGCUACAUGGGCUUCCUGGCUGGCAUUUGUUUCUUGGUGGCUUUCUUGGCCAGAAAGCUGCCAGGGACUUUCAAUGAAGCCAAGUGGAUCACCUUCAGCAUGUUAGUCUUCUGCAGUGUUUGGGUCUCAUUUGUCCCCACAUACCUGAGCACCAAAGGGAAAUACAUGGUGGCUGUGCAGAUUUUCUCCAUCCUGGCUUCCAGCUUGGGUUUGCUGGGCUGCAUAUUUAUCCCCAAAUGCUAUAUUAUUAUGCUGAGAUCUGACCUGAACACAAAGGAGCAACUAAUGAUGAAAAUUAAAGAGGCCUCCUAG
This is a messenger RNA of Thamnophis sirtalis, 1650 nucleotides long. Lineage: Eukaryota; Metazoa; Chordata; Lepidosauria; Squamata; Natricidae. The record is from RefSeq and is a predicted model, not a curated record.